Schizophyllum commune H4-8 is the source of this 180-nucleotide messenger RNA. RefSeq lists its product as uncharacterized. The transcript has a single exon. Lineage: Eukaryota; Fungi; Basidiomycota; Agaricomycetes; Agaricales; Schizophyllaceae. The record is from RefSeq and is a predicted model, not a curated record. Bases 1 to 180 code for a protein of 59 amino acids.
AUGGUCUGCUUCCAGAGCGUCGCUUCAAACGCAAACUUCGGCGUUCCAGCCUUAGAGACAGGCGGCAGUUGGAAGAAGUCUCCAGUCACGAUGACCUUCGAGAACGUCAGCCUGAGACAAGAGCAAGGACCGGUAAUUGCAUACCUGGAUACCACCAAAUGGCUCUGCGCGCUUCCGUAG